Nilaparvata lugens (brown planthopper) is the source of this 3391-nucleotide messenger RNA. RefSeq names its product glycosaminoglycan xylosylkinase. The coding region runs from base 685 to 2073 and encodes 462 amino acids. NCBI's taxonomy places the organism in Eukaryota, Metazoa, Arthropoda, Insecta, Hemiptera, Delphacidae. Gene Ontology annotation, molecular function: phosphotransferase activity, alcohol group as acceptor. Gene Ontology annotation, cellular component: Golgi apparatus. Gene Ontology annotation, biological process: protein phosphorylation. The record is from RefSeq and is a predicted model, not a curated record. The transcript has 8 exons.
GCUUCCUGCCCCUUUUUUGCAAACCCAAACAUGCGAGUGCGAGGUCUGAAAAGUAAAAUGCAUAUUGUCAACAAAAUUAGUUUAAAAUUAGUUUUUAAAUGCAGUUCAUCAACACACCCAUAAUGUAGGUAAUAGGUUGGUAAAGUUAUUUGUGAAGUGGUUGGUUUAUUAAUUCAUAAUAACUUGAGAAUAUUGAACUCUGGUGACAUAACCUAUCUAACCGUAGUAGCCUAAACACCGUUUUAACAAAAUCGGCAUAAUUUGUGUUUUAUGUUGAGCUUUAUCAAUUUAAAACUUUAUGAGUUUAUAUAAGAACUAUUAAUAAGUUAGAUCGGUAUAGAAAUUGAAAUACCGUAUUUUUAUAAACAAGAUCGAACUGAAUAUGACCGAUAACUGUAGCCUAAUUGUGCCUGUGAUGGCUGUACAACAUGGAACAGAAAACCAUUUUUGUAGACAACAUGGACCAAAGAGGAAGGUCUUCUUUGUUUUAUGCUGUACAGUCAUGAUUUUUGCAGCUGUUUUUGUUUUGGGAUUACAAGAUGAAUUUCAAAAGAGGAACUGAAAUUCGUUUCUAAGCAGCACUCACAGUAUUUGAGAAAUUAUUCUUUUGCAAUGAGAAAUGUUUGUUGAGGUAAAUUCUUCAAAAGCUCCUAACGUUCGGGAAAUUUCUGCAAGAUUUCCACCAUGACAUCAAUUUCCAGCAAUAUUGCUAAGGUCUUAAUUGCCUUAGUUUUAUGCGCUCUUCUUUUGAAUGUAUAUUUCUUAUCAGUGAUUUUUUCUCACGAGAAAGAAAUUGAUAGCAGUUUAAAGGAAAGUAUGAAACAAUCGGAGAAAGUUAUGGAGAAGAUAUUGAAAAGGCCUUUCAUUCGGUUGGCGCCUCGAAAUGUUUCAACGGAAGAGAACACAACAUUUCUUGCUACUCGUAAAAUUCUGGCAGCAGUAUCAAAUUUGAAGAACGUCCACAGACGGUUUUCCAUGCAGACUGUUAACCGACUGCAAAAUUUAGAAAACAACUUGAAGAUAUCGUCGUCCGUUCCAAUUGACUUAUGGGACGCAGCUGCUAAAUGGGUUAGUGAACGUGAAACGAUUCCUGAUGGCAAGACACAGCUGCUCGGAAGUGUUCUGAAUGCACUCACCUCUAGUAAGAUAAUUCGAGCAGAGAAUACACGAAAAGGAACGCAGCUGAAAAUACUUAUCACCCUGGAGGGCGGUCAGAAGGCUCUUUUCAAACCUCAGUGGUACAAAAGAGAGGAGAUAAUAGGAGGGCCGGUGUACGCGGGCAAGGACCGCCACAACGGCGAAAUAGCCGCCUUCCACCUGUCGCUGCUGCUCGGUCUGAGGCGAGUGCCGCUCACAGUUGGCAGGACUGUCGACCUGCGCCGAGAAAUUCUCCCUGUCGCCGAGCUUAACCUCUCAAAGACUUUCUUCCAGGAUGGCAAUAACACGUGCUUGUACGGGGUGUGCUACUACUGCAGGCCUGACGACGCGGUGUGUGCCAAGAGGGACAUGAUGGAGGGCGCUGUCAUCCUGUGGCUGCCAGACCACUUGCAGCUCAAGAAGCACCGCCACCCCUGGCAGAGAACAUACAGGGCGCAUGCGCCAGCCAAAUGGGAAAUAUCGUCAAGUUACUGUUCAACAGUCCGAAAAAACACGCUAUACUCGCAGGGACCAAGGCUAUUGGAUAUCAUAGAUACAGCAAUAUUCGACUUUUUGAUAGACAACGGAGACAGACAUCACUACGAGGUGUUGUCCUCUUUUGGCCACUCUGUAGUUCUACUGCUCGACAAUGGAAAGAGCUUUGGUAACCCAAAAGUGGAUCACAUAGAUAUACUUGCACCUCUCUAUCAAUGCUGCAGAUUGCGCAAAUCGACGUGGUUCCAGCUGUGGACGCUGCAAGGCGGGAAACUGGGCGAGUGGCUGGAUCGACUCAUGCGCAGUAGUCACUUGCAUCCGGUGUUGAGCAAGGCCCACCUGCAGGCCUUGGACCGCCGGCUAGGCCUUGUGUUGGCCGCUGUGCAUGUCUGUAUAGCCGAGAACAACAGUCGUGAGGAUCGGGUCAUCAUUGACGAUUGACUCAGCUUUCAAAACAAUAUAACAUUUGUUGAUGAUGUGCAACUUCCCCAUGAAUUGAUGAAUAUUUCAACAAUAUACAUAAUUUUUAAUUCAAAUUUUCAAUCGAUAGAUACUGCACUAUUAUCACAUCAGUGAGGAAAAAUGUGUAUCAACAAUAUUCUUCUAGCUGUCAAAACAUUCUAUUCACAUAUUACUUGUACAUUAUCAGUAAUAGCUAUUUCAUCUGCCAUUACUCAGCAAUUUGUUGUUUUUGGUUUAUAGAAUUGAAUCAGUAAACAAAUCUAAUACCAAGUAGUUCACAUCCAAAAUACUUAGAAGAGAGCACUCAAUACUAAAAACAAAACUUUACCGAUCAAGUUAUUAAAUUAAACUGAUGAGCCAUCGAUGAACCUCCAAAUGAAGCAAUCAGAUGACCUUAAUUUUCCUUCUUGAGCAAUCAAAAAAGUUGAUAUUGUUCUAUAAAUAUAUCAGCUACAUACCUACCGUAUGUCCCAUGUUAUUACUCCCACAUAAGAUAUCUGUUCGAGUACAAACAAAAAAAUUAUUGCGAUCUGCUAAAUUCGAGAAUGAAAAUAAAAUCAAUUACAUUUUUUUUAAUUGUCUGAUAAUGAACUUUAAAUAUAUUUUAAAACGCCCUCGCCGACAAAUAUUUCACAAUACCUCUGAAUUAUAAUAGAAUAUAUGAUAAUUAUUGAAUGAGACAAAAGUCAGGAGUAUCAAUGUAUGGUUGAUGUUUCAUAAAUAAGUUAUCACUAUGGACUAUAGAUCAGGUUGCAUCAUCAAAUGGAAUUUUCUUAGUUGAUUGAAGCAAUUACAGGAAAUAGUAACCAGUAUAACUUUUAUUCCAGGGUGAUUGAAUAGAUGAAAAAAGAUUAUAAUACUUUUAUAAACUAAAACAACUUUUAAUUAUUAACUGCACUUACUCAACACUCUGUCGACACAAAAUCCUCGGCCACCUUGUUGCAGUUGUACAGGUUCUUCACUGAUGUGGAGCACCUGAUGGAAUCAAGAUGGCAUCCCUGCACAUUGUACUCACAAAAGAGGAUGUUCAUUUUCUGAAGCUCGGUGUCAAUGUACUAGGUCUGGCCGAGAAUGGUUUCAUGGUGGGGCUUGAGGUGGGCGCCGCGCUCCAAUAUCACCUUGUUCAGGAAGUUGUGGAUCAAGUCAGCAUUGCAUGCCAGGUAGAUGUGCCAGAGAGCACCUGGCUGGAUGCCUGGCUCACGCAUGCAUCUUCAUGUCAGAAUGUCGCCAUUUUCCUUGUCAAUGCCUAGAAGCGCUCACAAGCCCAGUCAGCACAUCCCCACCAAUGGACAAUCCU